Messenger RNA from Aspergillus lentulus, 1218 nucleotides. RefSeq lists its product as uncharacterized. NCBI's taxonomy places the organism in Eukaryota, Fungi, Ascomycota, Eurotiomycetes, Eurotiales, Aspergillaceae. The record is from RefSeq and is a predicted model, not a curated record.
AUGACCUCUCCAGAUCUGGAUCUGGAUGUCGCCCCCAUCCCUCGUUCGCGAGAGGAAAACCAAGAAAGAGCGUUCAUCGCUGCCUCCAGGCGUAAAGAUCGAAGCUUAGAUGCUCGCCUGGAAUCAGCCAACCGGGCCUCGAUGCUGCACAAAAAGCGCACGGGCAAGGCCCUUCAUAUUACGAAAGAAAUCGUUGAACGCGAGGCCAUGUAUGAGGAAGUUGACGAGCGCUACCAAGAGAAGCGUAUCCGUAUGCUUCAAGCGCAGAACCUUCACAUCGAGGAGCAGCUGAACCGACAACUACUGGCGGCGCUGGCCGUGCGAAGCAACGGCAUUCAACAACGCCGUGCUGCCAACUCACCUCAAGGUCCCGUGAAUGGCGUGCGCAAGAUGAGCCUGGAUCUAUCCAGCCUCCGUUCUUCCUUCUCAGAGAGCACGCCGACAGGGGCUAUGACCAGUCCGAUGGUGAUGGAUCACAACUACAUGCCGCCCCCCUCGUAUAACGUGAGCCCACAGUCAUCCUGUAUGACGCCUGAGGCGUCGUAUCCCGAGAUGGUACCCGCCUCCUCAUCGACUCAGAUUCCACCAUAUCUCGCCAAUGCCGCUCAACAGACGCCACCAUCGCCCCAUCAGGCUGUGGGCGCUCAGCAAUUUCGUCCGUUCUGGGCAGGCUUCCAACAACAACAAUAUCCGGAGCAUCUGCAACAACAUCCUCAAUUUUGGAACGGGACCCCGACGCGGCAGUUCAGAGACCGACUGGCUUCGGCUCCUGAGAUUCCUGUGCAUAGUCUCCCGGCCGCUAUGCCAGCUUCUUUGUCGUCCUCUGACGCCACUUACGGGCGGGUGUCGAAUCACACACGAGUCCGGUCCGAGCCUGACCAGCCGUUCCUGGCUCAAACACGAUUUUCCGCAUCGGGAUCGAGCUCACCCAAGAUGGAGAUGGUCUCCACCAGGACCCUGUCCACGCCUGAUCUGUGCCCAACACCGGGGACGCCUCACUCGCCCACGUCGAUGGGCCAUGAAGCAGGGCACCUGGAGCUCGAGGCAGUGACCAAGGAGGGCGAGGUUGUCUUCUCUGCGCCCCAGGAACUCGAUCCUGACUACGAUGAGUUUAGCCGCUUUGCUUGGGGAUUGGGCAACGAUGCACCGAUCCAGGAGCGGGAGACCUUUGGGUUUGACGACUACGUUGCAUUGGAUGAAUUCACGGCGACCGCUUGA